This is a messenger RNA of Lactuca sativa (garden lettuce), 3201 nucleotides long. Its product is annotated as DUF724 domain-containing protein 7. The record is from RefSeq and is a predicted model, not a curated record. NCBI's taxonomy places the organism in Eukaryota, Viridiplantae, Streptophyta, Magnoliopsida, Asterales, Asteraceae.
UAAAACAUCUUAAUUUUUCUUAUUUGUUUUUGAAUUGGCGCCCAAAUCUCCCCCACCGUCAAACCGGAAAAGAAAGCCCUAGCUCGAUCGCAGGCCUUUUGCUCGAACUGACGUACGAACGAAACCCACGCAAUUCUUCACCAGUUCACCUUCACGACUGACGUACCCACACAAUUCUUGCUGAUCACUACUUCACCUCGAACCGACGAAGGCACGAACCCAAAUUAGACUGAGUGUUUAUUGGCUUGAGUGCUUGACGAAGUUAGCUUGAAGAAGCCAGCAAGCCAGGCUAUUAUAAUAUAAGAUCAAAUGGAUUCUCAGAAUGAAUGUAACAAUAAAAAUAACAGAAAGCUAGAAGUAUCCAAUGUUGCAGAAAAACAGGAAAUUAAAGACUUGUGGACUGUUUUGCCCAAGGAGGAAAUUGAAACAUAUGGGCAGACAAAUGGACCAAGGACUAGAAUUCAAUGCUCAGACACUGAAUUUGUAAACAGUUGGAAAGAAUUAGGGGAAGAGAGGUGUACAAUUUUGAGAACCAAUUUGAAAGAUAACCCAUUUCAGAGUCUUUUGGAGCUGGAUGGUGGGGUGAGAAACAAUGAUCUUAUACUCGAUCUAGUAUCCAUCUUCAAUGUCUCUAACAAGAGUCUAAAUAUCAAUGGUCAUGACUAUAGAGUCACACCUGAAGAAUUUACUCACAUCAUGGGAAUUAAAGAUGGUGUGGAAGAGAUUGAUUUGAAAAAACAUCCUUCAAAAGAGUUAAAGACAUUGUUUGCAGAUAGUAAUCCCUGUCAAUUUACAGUAUCCAAUAAAAAAAUUGCAGUACAUCUUAAAAGCAAUGACAUGAACAUUGCUACAAAAGCUUAUGCUCUCUUAUCCUUGCUUCGUAUUGUAUGUGCACCAGGAAGGGGUAGCUUAAAUGGGAAGUAUUUAAAUAACAUUGAUGAUAUGAAUCACAAGAGGUGGGCAACACAUGCCAUUGAAACUCUUGUGCAGAGCAUUGCUUCUUUUCAGAAUAGAAAAGGAUUGAAACAAAAAUAUCUAGGUGGAUGUGUUUUGUUUUUACAGUUAUUUUAUAUGAACAAGGCAAGUAUGAAUCCAAAAAAAGAUGUCCUGCUUCUUCACCAUUUCAAGAAAAAUGUUGUUGAUACGUUUUUGAAGGAACAUAAAAAGAGAACAGCAGGGUUGCUGUUCACUGUAGGCAAAAGAGUCGAAGUGCGUAUUAAGGUAGGAAAUCUGAAGGUUUGGUUCCCUGCAACUGUUGUAGAAAACUUGGGCGACAAUUCUUUUCUGGUUGAGCAUCAGCAGCCAGGAAUUGGUGAUGAAGCAACUCUUCAUAAAGUUACUGUAGAUUACCAACAAAUCCGACCCUCACCACCUCAUCUGAGCCUCAGGGAUAAGGAUUUUGUUUUGCUGGAAAAGGUGGAUGCUUACUAUGAUUUUGGUUGGUGGAGGGGAGUAGUUACCAAAAAACUUGCUGAUAAUAGGUACAACGUGUUCUUUAAAUACACAAAAAAAGAGAGAGAAUUUGAUUGUUCAAGUGUAAGGCCACGUAUGAAGUGGAAACGCGGAAAAUGGUUCAUCACUUUCCAGGGACAGGGUGAAUGUAAUUCUGUGAAGGGUGAGACGGAUGGGAGAACAACUCAGUCCAAACAGCUUGAGCAGACAACCCCUAAACAAUCUACUGUUGCAACCUCAAUAGCAAAGAGAACAAAUCAGACAGAUCUUGACAGCAAUGAUAGUAAUUCACUGCCUUCCAGGAGACUGGGAAAUGAAAUUAGGUCUGAUGAUCCAAGUUUAUCAAGUCAAAACACAAAUGGCCAAUCUCAGGGGUUGGAUACUGAAUGUAGUAAACGAGGAAAAGGUGCUGAACCGAAAACUCCAACAAUGGAUUCUUCAAGAAAGAAGGGGAGAUUGGAAACCGAGCUUAUAGGCAAAGGAGCUAAAGAUGAUCCAGCCAAAACAAGAAGCCACAAAAAUGUGGAAAAAGAUGUUACCCAAUGUAAUGGUAUGACAAUAUCACAAGAGAAGAAACUUAAACAGUUGAUCAAUGUUGCAGAAGGUGAGACAAAACAAGCAUCUCCAUGUGCUGUGUUGUCACCAUUGACAGUGGUUGAUAAGGAGGAAAAGGAAGGGAAAGAGGAAGCUGAAAUUGUUUCUCCAACUCCAACUCCAAAAAGGAAGAGGGGCAGACCACCUAAAUUACAAGCCAUAAGUCCCGAGAUUCCAGUUUCAGCAGCAGCAGGAGUUGCAGUUAAUGAUCAUGAUCAUGAGAAUGAAGGUGUUGGUCCCCUUGAGAUGGAAAGUUCAGUAACCAAACGUUUAGAGCAACCUGGUGCAGAAGACAAUAAUGAGAAUGUAAAAGUACAAGCACAUCCACAGCCACAGGAGGGAAAAGUGUAUUCAUCUAUGAGAGGGAAAGGAGGAAAGCGACGGAUAAUCAGUAUAGACUCUGAAUCUCCUCCAAGUGGAGCAACCAAGGGAGAAGAAGGUUUAGGUUUUGGUGAUAAUUUUCCCUUUAAGAUAAGCAGUCCUACACUCUGGAAGACAAUAGAAUCGAUGGAAGUGUUGCGCAAGAUUCCACAGAAACCACAUUUCGGACCAUUGGAAGGGGUGAAGGAGAGCGAGCGGGAAGGAGUGGCUAUUGGUAGCAUGGUGACCUUUUCGCGGGUGGUUGACAAGACUUGUGCGCUGCAAUUUGAGGAUCCGAGAAGCGCGAUAGAGGAGUGUUUGGAAACGGUGGCGGAACUGGAACUUCAUGGGUUUCAGGUGGAGCUGGUAAGAGAGCGGUUGACACAGCUGCUUCUCAUAAAGGAGAAGCAGGAGGAGGAGGACCUCCAGCAACAACGUUUGAAACGGAUCACACAAAAAAUGGAGGAGGCACAGAUGGAAGGAAAAAGACUGGAUUCAGAGAUUGAUGAAAUUGAUACGGAGAUAAGAGACUUGGAGAAGAGACGCAGGCGGUUACUGUCCAACAAGGAAAAACACGACUCACGGAUAGGUCUUAUUAAGGCCGCUGGGGACCGGCUCCACCAACACCUCACGGAAGUUGGACUGGAUUUUCAUUGCUUGGCAGCUGCCCCCUUUCUUCCAUCUGGCAUCAUUAUGAAUGAUUGAUUGGAAUUUGGAAUGAUCCUUCUCCUUCCCUUCCUACUCAUGUGAUUGUUACUUUUGCACUAAAUUUCUAGUUUUUGAAAAUUUUCGUUA